CUUGAGUCUACAACACAGAGGUCGGCAGACACACGGCAGCUCUCGUGAGAAACAGGUCGCUACUUUAAGAGAACCUCAGCGCACACUUAAUGUGUGAACCAGAACCGUGAGGAUAGUUUGAGACUUUUAUUUUGGACACAGUGUGGAUAAUACUCCGUGGACUCCAGUGGGACAGCUGUCUAUCUCUCAAAGACUCUCCGGUAACAACGUAAGCAUGGCAGCAGCCACUACAUGACUGGAGUGUAGAAGUGACAGUGUGGAAGGAUUUAUCAACAGAAGGAGGAGAGGAAGAGGAGAGCGAGUGUUAAAGGAGACCGGACACUUCUUGCCAUCAGAGGAGAUGGGUGAGACGGAGGAUGAGCGUACAGCGCAGGCCAGUGUGCUCUUUGAAAACUUUGUUCAAGCUUCCACCUGUAAAGGGACUCUGCAGGCCUUCAGCAUCCUCUGCAGGCAGCUCCAACUGGAUCCUCUGGACUACAGUAACUUCUACAGUUCACUGAAAGCUGCAGUCAGCACCUGGAAGGUCAAGGCCCUUUGGACCAAACUGGACAAAAGGGCACAACAGAAGGUGUACAACCAGAACAAAGCAUGCAAAGACACCAGGUGUCUGAUCAUCGGUGGGGGUCCAUGUGGUCUGCGGACAGCCAUUGAGCUGGCCCUGUUGGGCUGUAAGGUGGUUGUGAUCGAGAAGAGAGACAGCUUCUCCAGAAACAAUGUGCUUCAUCUCUGGCCCUUCACCAUCCAUGACCUCAGGGGCCUCGGUGCCAAGAAGUUCUAUGGAAAGUUCUGUGCUGGCUCCAUCGACCACAUCAGCAUCCGCAAUCUCCAGCUGAUGCUGCUGAAAGUAAGUCUAAUUCUGGGAGUGGAGAUUCACGUCAAUGUGGAGUUUGUUAAACUUUUGGAGCCGCCAGCGGAGCAGACUGACGACAGUCCUGGUUGGCGAGCAGAAGUUCAUCCCUCCAGCCAUGUGGUCUCAGACUUUGAUUUUGAUGUUAUAAUCGGAGCUGACGGACGGAAGAACACCUUAGAUGGUUUUAGUCGCAAAGAGUUUCGAGGGAAAUUGGCCAUCGCCAUCACGGCUAACUUUGUCAACAGGAACACCACAGCAGAGGCCAAAGUGGAGGAGAUCAGUGGGGUGGCCUUCAUCUUUAACCAGAAGUUCUUCCUGGAACUCAAGGAUGAGACGGGAAUAGACCUGGAGAAUAUAGUUUACUACAAAGACAACACCCACUACUUUGUCAUGACGGCCAAGAAGCUGAGUCUGCUGGACAAAGGGGUCAUCAUAAAUGAUUACAUGGAAACGGAGCGGCUGCUGAGCCUGGACAAUGUCAACCAGGAAGCGUUGCUCUCCUACGCCCGUGAAGCAGCUGAUUUUGGAACAAACUACCAGCUGCCAUCGCUGGACUACGCCAUCAACCACUAUGGACAACCAGAUGUUGCCAUGUUCGACUUUACCAGCAUGUACGCCUCAGAGAACGCCGCCUUGAUCCGGGAGAAACAUGGACAUCAGCUGGUGGUUGCACUGGUGGGAGAUAGUCUGCUUGAGCCCUUCUGGCCGAUGGGUACUGGUUGUGCUCGGGGCUUUCUCGCAGCCUUUGACACUGCUUGGAUGGUGAAGGGCUGGACACAAGGCAAGAGUCCUCUGGAGACACUGGCUGAGAGGGAGAGUCUCUACCGGCUGCUGCCUCAGACCACCACAGAGAACAUCAGUAAAAACUUUGAACAGUACUCCAUUGAUCCUGGCACCCGCUACCCCAACCUCAACUCCAGCUGUGUACGCCCACAUCAGGUGCGUCAUCUGUUCAUUGAUGGCCAGGAGUCCUUGUGCCAGCUGGAAGUAGGAGGACCUCUACGUAGAUCUGUGAACUUAUCCAGAAGAGACUCUGAUGUGCGUCCUGGCCGGCUGCUGACCUGGUGUCAGAAGCAGACUCAAGACUACAGGGGGGUCAACGUCACCAACCUCACAUCCUCCUGGAAGAACGGCCUGGCCCUCUGUGCUCUCAUACACCGCCAGAGGCCAGACCUCAUUGACUUUGACUCUCUGAACGAGGAGGACAUGGCAGAGAACAACCAGUUGGCGUUUGACGUGGCCGAGCGGGAGUUUGGCAUCCAGCCAGUGACGAGGGGAAAGGAGAUGGCUGCAGAGGCCGAACCAGACAAGCUGCUGAUGGUUCUCUACCUCUCCAAGUUCUACGAGACUUUCAGGAACACCACAGGAAACAACAACGGUUCAAGGCAACCAGAUGAGAACAGCGAGGAAUAUCCAGCUAAAUCAAAUAAGAAGCAGGCUCAGCCCAGGAAGAGGAUACCCAGGGACGACAAGAAGCUGGAGGAAGAUUCAGUUCACAAGAGACGGCGGAAAGGCAACCACUACCUCACAGAGCUGUCUUGUCACAGUGCCCCACCUGCUGGUGAGGAUGGAGAGCUGCGUGAGAACAAGGUCCGCUCCAUGGCAACUCAGCUGUUGGCUAAGUUUGAGGAGAACUCGACAGGAAAGACGAGCAACAAGCCUUCCAUCUACCUUCGCUUACUGGAGAAUCCCAGUGCUGUGGCUCAGGAAACCAGUUUCCUCUGUACCCCUAAAUGCUCUCCUUCUCAGGGCAACUACAGUCGCUCUCCUUCACCCUCACGCUCUGAGAGCCCAUUAGGUCUCCGUUCACCGAGCCGUAAAGUAACUAAGCAUUACAUCCCAGAAUGCACCUCUCCUCGCCAGAGAAACAGUCAGCUUUCUUCUGCUUGGGAUAAUGAUCAUUCCUCGGUCAGGUCAGAGGAGUCACUGCAGCAGAGUAAAGACAAGAGACUGACUACAAGAGAGUAUUCUGGACAGAGUAUAAAAGACAGAGCCGUCCUCCUCUCCUCCAUGUUUACGGGCUCUAAAAAAGCUCCUUCUGCUUCUCUGUCUCCUCUACCUGAAUCACAGGUGGAACCCUCUAUCGCCUCUCCUACAUUGUCCCCUGAUCCUUCUCCUUCUGCCUCUUUCUCCAAGAGCUCCAGUGCCUACCCCCUCGUCCAUCCUGUCCCUGACCCCACUGCUCAGGCUGGUUUCUCCUCUGUCCGCUUGCACACUGCAGGACACAAGAAGCACAAAGACUCCUCUCCCCCUUCAACCUUCUCUGUCUCUAAAAGAACAGAUCACAUGUCUUCUCUUCAUGUUGAGUCCUCAGCAUACAACAACAAAACACCUGCUGCACUUACCUCAGCUUGCUUUGAUGAAACCUCCUCGCCCCCCCUCUCUGAUAGAAACAGUAGAACUGCUGUGCACAAUGAACAUUUGGAGAGGACAAAUGAAAUCUCUCGAAACAAGCAGAAGAUUCACAGAGCUGCUCAGGAGACAUUUGACAAUAAGAAAUUAGCUGAGGAUGAUCACAUGAAGUGCGUGGUGCGUAAGGAUUUCCCUCCCGGCCUUGGUGGCAGUGACAUUUGCCACUUCUGCACCAAGCGGGUGUACGUGAUGGAGAGGCUGAGCGCUGAGGGUUACUUCUUUCACAGAGAGUGUUUCCGUUGUGAUGUCUGCAACUGCACCCUCCGGCUUGGAGGGCACACCUUUGAUUCACAGGAGGGGAAGUUCUACUGCAAGAUGCACUAUGCCCAGCAUCAAACCAGCACCAACACGGGGAGAUUCAGAAGGAGAAUGGAAGACCAAAGCCGUGUCAAACCCUCGCCUCUGGCCAGUGGGAGCUACUCAGUGAUUGGCAGCGUCCAGAUUCAGCCCUCAGCCAAGGUGACCAGCUUGCAUCCAGAGCAGCUUGAUAAACCAAAAAGACUUCCUGAAGACACAGAGAUGGCUGUUGAAGCUCUAGAUGAUUCCUGUAUAGCAGAAACCACAGCUCAGGAUACUACAGGAGCCCUGGACCAGGAGAGUACCAAAGAGGGUCCUUCUAACAUCAAACAGAAUAACCGAUGGAAACACAAGAUCAGAGCGACCUUCCCUCUGAUCUUCAGCAAGCACUUCCAGAGUAGCCGGUCCAAGGACAGAGCUGGACCUGAGACCGUCCCUGAAGCUGACCUGGACUUUGAGGAGAUCACCUCAGCAGAAAAACAAACUAACCACAAUGGCAGUUCUGACACGACAGCAGAUACCAAGAAUUCCUCCAAGGGAAGUGAGAAGAGUGGAGAGUGCUCAGCCACAAUGGAGCUCGUCUGCAACUCGUCCUCCCCAAAGAAACGCUUGAUGUUAUCUCUAACUGAGAAAGAGAAGCUUCUCAACUGGGACAUGCCGGCCGCGCCAGAGGAAAGCACGAGUAAUGCAAACAACAAAAACACACAUGAACUUCAAGUUCAAGCAGAGACAGAAGCAGAUAAGCUUCAGACGGACUCCAGCCAGGACGGGCAAGCUCCCCAGAGUCAACCCUCUGCCUCAUCAGCCUCCACCUUCCAGCUUAUAGCCAACGCCUUCAGGAGGACGUUCAGUGUGGCCAAUCCCUCCAGCAGCUCCAACCAUGAAGUCCCAAUGCCCAAACGUGAAGGCAACCGCAAACAGAGGCCAAUGUCAAUGGGAGCCGCAGGCCUCACCUCCCUCUUCAGCAACGUGGGUCCAGAGCCAUCCAGAGAUGAAAACAAGACUGACAAGAGUGAAUCUCAAUUGGCGUCUGUUGGGGGCAAUCCAUGGGAGGCGGGGCAGGACCUGCCAUCACUGUUGCAGAGUGUCUCACUUAGGGGACGCAGAAGCUCCGGAGGGGUAUUCUCCGAUGACAUGGCCUCUUUGCCCCGCAAGAGGGUCAACUUGUUUUCAUCUCUGAGGCUGAAAAAGAGUAAGGAGUCAGAAAAAGAGGGGCAGGACCAGGAAGUGCAAAAGGAAAUUAUGACUAUACUGACCAACCUCAGUAACAAAGCAUCAAGUCAACAGAACCUGGAAGAUCCUUCCUCGAGUGAAGAUGAACUCGAAAACAUGACAUCCAAUCAGAAGCUGUGUACGGAGAGACUAAGGAGGAAGCAGGAGAAGAUGGUGGCCCAGCAGGCUAAAAGAGAGCAGCUGAAGAGGUUACACAGAGCUCAGACCAUACAGAGGCAACUAGAGGAAGUUGCAGAAAAACAGAGAGAUCUAGAAGAGCGAGGAGUGGCUAUAGAAAAGACCAUAAGAGGAGAAACAGAAUCGUCUCCGUCAGAUGACAGUGAAGAGGCCCAGCUCUAUCAGACCUGGUUCAAACUCGUUCUGGAGAAGAACAGAAUGGCACGCUACGAGUCUGAACUCAUGAUCUUCGCCCAGGAGCUUGAACUGGAGGACACACAGAGCCGACUGCAGCAAGAACUAAGGCACCGAAUGGCUGUUGAAGAUACAAAGAAAAGCACCUCUGAGCUGCAGGAGGAGCAGGAGAUGCUGUCAGAGAUUAUGAGGACGGUGGAGAAGCGAGACAUGCUGGUGUCUAUUCUGGAGGAGCAGAGGCUAAAGGAGAGGGCUGAGGACAGGGACCUGGAGAGCCUUAUAUUAUUCAAGGGUUAUGAGUUUAACUGGGGCCAGUCAGUUGACAGCUGGGGGUAGGAGACACUGAACUAAAGGAUACAUGUUGAGACCUUCAUUGUUGAAGAAUGUAAUGGGUUGAAAACUUCUUAAAACACUUCUUCAAUGAAACAGGCCAAUAUCUUACCACAUUUAUGUCUUGCUUUUUUCCAUUAAGCUACAAAUGUAGAGGAAAUGUUUUAAGGAUGUGAUGUCAUGAAGCUCUUUGUGCAUAUUCAUCCUCCGAAAUUCAGCAGGGCUUCCUCUAGUCUCACUUUUAGCUGUUUGCUGAGCUAAGAGAGGAAUGGAAAUGGAGCCUUUCUUUUAUAGCCAUGGUGGCUAACAAUGUGUUCACAAGUGCAAUUUGUCCCCAACACUGAAACUGGAUGUUUAAUAGACUUAACCACUCUCAAUAUUGACGUGCUUUGUAAAAAGUGUUCUCACACCUCAUAAACAAAACUGUUUGGUUGCGUGCUUUAAGCAUGGAGUUUUUGUAACGGGUUUGUUGUUAUUGUAGCACUGAAAUGCCUCACUAGAUAACACAUGAAGUGACUCAACACGUUCCCUUUAGCUUUAGUGUUUUGCACAUGUUUAGUUUUAAACUGUCAUAAAUCCAGAGAUUUGCUUUAUGUCAUUCACUGUAAGUCACUUUGUAGCAAGGCCAUUUGUGUUAACAUUCACAUUAAUAUUGUUUAUUUUUCACUUUGUGCGUUAACACUGUCCAAUAAAGUCUGAAUAUACAUUUAGACCAAGACACUAUUAAACACAGGAUAAGAUUAUUUUAUGCCAUGUACUUGUUGUCAGCUGCUAAAAUGUACCAACAUUUCCAUUUUUAAUUUUUUAACUUUUUGCCACAUAAUGCAAGGCUGACUUUGGAAAUCUACAUUUGCGCAGGUUGAAACUGUAUUGCAUGUUAGACUACUGGCCGCACCACAGUUUGUGAUGUCACAGCCUUUGUCUUCCAUUAGCUGUCAACCCACCUGCUGUGACUCUGGAGGCAGAGCCCAGUCGUUUGACAUGCAAAAAGUUUUGUCUUAUUCAAGAGCUGAUAUAACCCGUGACCAACUGCUGCCAUCGGACAUUAAACUGUGAUUGUUUUUCUGUCAAUGUGAGCUCUGAGACAAUAAUACCCUUCCUCCCACAGGAGGUGAUGAAUAAUGUGUUUACAUGAGUUUAGACACCACAGUACUCAUUUUGUUGUGAGUGAACUAACCCUUUAUCCAAUUUAAGUUAUACGAGCUUGAAAUGUUUCUGUAUGUUGGUUUUAUGCUUCUUAAAGUUUUAAAUGUAAAAGGUAAAUAAAAAUAAUUUAGAAUUUUUA
Molecule: messenger RNA, 6758 nt
Organism: Labrus bergylta (ballan wrasse)
Lineage: Eukaryota; Metazoa; Chordata; Actinopteri; Labriformes; Labridae
Source: RefSeq, a predicted model, not a curated record